This is a messenger RNA of Pleuronectes platessa (European plaice), 2706 nucleotides long. RefSeq names its product E3 ubiquitin-protein ligase pellino homolog 1-like. Gene Ontology annotation, molecular function: ubiquitin protein ligase activity; protein binding. Gene Ontology annotation, biological process: protein K48-linked ubiquitination; regulation of Toll signaling pathway. The record is from RefSeq and is a predicted model, not a curated record. Lineage: Eukaryota; Metazoa; Chordata; Actinopteri; Pleuronectiformes; Pleuronectidae.
ACGGGUCAGCUGUGUGUGUUUACGCGGAGAUGCUCACAACAAAGGACGGAGCACCGAGGCACGGAGAGCCCGUGUCUGGAAACUCAGCGCCGGGGAGAGUCGCUGCUGCCGCGGCGGCCGUUCGUCGUGCCCUCGCUCCGGGAAGAGGAGGACGCUGAACACGGUGGAACCCUCAAUGGCGUCAGGGUUCGAUCCCCAGGUUUAGUUCUGUGAGGAGCUGGUGAACCGGGCUUCAGGGAAGAGGCGGAUCCGUGUGUGUGUGUGGGUCCUGGAGCCGGUGCAGCGUUAGCUUAGCCCGCUAGCCGCAGCAAGUUGUGGACGGACCCGGACGAGAGGAGCCGAGGAGCCGCAGAGCCGAGGACCCGGAGACACGUCCUCCGGAUCUCAGGCACGACACCCGCCGCGAGAGACCGACACAUGAAGCAUGAGAGGCUGGAGCUGAGGCUCAGCUGACCCUUCCCCUUCCUCCUCCUCCUCCUCUUCCCCCCUGGACCAUUCGAUCAGCACCUCCCUCCCUCGCCCUCCUCUCCCCGUGACCCUGUCGGAUCUCACCCGCCUUUCCUCCCCUCCUCCUCCAAGCCUCCAUCAGCCGUGCCCAAUGUACUCACCGGAGCAGGAAAACAUCUCCACCACCACCUCCACCAAAGUGCCAGCGAAGUAUGGAGAGCUCAUUGUGCUGGGGUACAAUGGCUCUCUGCCCAACGGGGACCGAGGUCGACGUAAAAGCCGUUUUGCACUUUGUAAGCGACCGAAGGCGAACGGAGUGAAACCGAGCACAGUCCACGUGGCCUGCUCUCCACAGGCAGCCAAGGCCAUUAGCAACAAAGACCAGCACAGCAUCUCCUACACUCUGUCUCGGGUGCAGACGGUGGUGGUGGAGUACACCCACGACCCCAACACAGACAUGUUCCAGAUCGGGCGAUCGACGGAGAGUCCCAUCGACUUCGUGGUGACCGACACGGUGGCCGGCAGCCAGAGCAACGCCGACACGCAGUCGGUGCAGAGCACCAUCUCCCGCUUCGCCUGCCGCAUCAUGUGCCAGCGCACGCCGCCUUACACCGCGCGCAUCUACGCCGCCGGGUUCGAUUCCUCCAAGAACAUCUUCCUGGGGGAGAAAGCUGCUAAGUGGAAGACGGCUGACGGCCAGAUGGACGGGCUGACCACCAACGGCGUGCUGGUGAUGCAUCCCCGACACGGCUUCACGCAGGACUCCAAGCCGGGCGUGUGGAGGGAGAUCUCCGUCUGCGGCAACGUCUUCACCCUGAGAGAAACACGCUCAGCCCAGCAGAGAGGGAAGAUGGUGGACACUGAGAGUCAGGAGCUGGUGGACGGCUCGCUCAUCGACCUCUGUGGAGCGACUCUGCUGUGGCGCACGGCUGAGGGCCUGGCCCGCACCCCCACCCUGAAGCACCUGGAGGCCCUGAGGCAGGAGAUCAACGCGGCGCGCCCUCAGUGUCCCGUGGGCUUCAACACGCUGGCCUUCCCCUCCAUGCGGCGCAAGGACACGCCGGACGAGAAGCAGCCGUGGGUCUACCUCCACUGCGGCCACGUGCACGGCUACCACAACUGGGGCAACCACCGCCUGGAGAGGGAGGGGCGGGAGGGCCGGCACAGGGAGUGUCCCAUGUGCCGGACCAAGGGCCCCUACGUGCCGCUGUGGCUCGGCUGCGAGGCGGGCUUCUACGUGGACGCCGCCCCCCCCACUCACGCCUUCAACCCCUGCGGCCACGUGUGCUCGGAGAAGACGGCGGCCUUCUGGAGUCAGAUCCCUCUGCCGCACGGCACGCACACCUUCCACGCCGCCUGCCCCUUCUGCGCCCAGCAGCUGACGGGCGAGCAGGGCUACGCCAGACUCAUCUUCCAGGGCCCGCUGGACUAGACACUCAGCGGGGGGGCGCUCAGGCCGAAAACAGGGACCUCCUCGGAUUUGUUUUCUUUCCUCUGCGGUUAAGACACAAACUUUUUUCUGGACUUUUUUGUCUCUCUCUCAUUUUUAAGUGACCUUUGUAUUACUUUUUCAUGAAUGACGACAAAGAUUUCUAUAUUUUCACAUGAAACCAGAGACACAAAAACCAAACAAAGACCUGCUGGGUCAAAACCUUUCUGUGUUUGUUUUCUCGGAAAAAUGAACUUUUAACAACAGUAUUUAUCGAAAUAACUAACGUGCGGUUUUUAUUCAUGUUUAUUGUUGCAAUAUCCAUCUGUGUACAUCUCUUAGAGCUAAUUUAAACAAAGAUGUUUAUUUAUGGUCCGUCGCUUGGUUCUUUAUCCGUCAGAUAAACGUCUACGCAUUUUAUUUUGAAACUUCAGCCUUUUGUUGGAUAUAAAGUUGUUGGUGUGUUCUGAGGGUUCCUUCUGCGUCCACCUCUCAGAUCUGUUUGUGGUAUUUAAACACAGCCUCCUCCUCUGGUGUGCUCCCACUCUGUGUGUGUGUCAGUGUGUGUCUGUGUGUGUGAGUCAAUGCUCCAGUUGCACGUCUCUCCCAUCAGGCGUCACAUUCAAAGCAAUAGAUUUGGAACAGAAAACCUCCUGAAGCAUUAUGGGAAACUGAGUCUUCAGACAUCCCUCCCUUUAAAGUGCGAGUGAAACGUUUUCUGAGGGUGAGUGAGAUUCUUCUUUUUUUUUACAGCAGCUAUGUAGCCAACGUCACACAGACUGUAAAUAAAACAAACAUCAGUGUGAAAAGAAAAACUAACACAAACCGUC